Molecule: messenger RNA, 3712 nt
Organism: Solea senegalensis (Senegalese sole)
Lineage: Eukaryota; Metazoa; Chordata; Actinopteri; Pleuronectiformes; Soleidae
Gene: mcama
Product: melanoma cell adhesion molecule a
Exons: 16
Coding region: 80-1933 (617 amino acids)
Biological process (GO): angiogenesis
Cellular component (GO): plasma membrane
Source: RefSeq, a predicted model, not a curated record
CUGGCUGCGGGUGAACUUCUCGUCGACACGCCACUUCACUUCAGUUUGUUUUGGACUGGAUACGAGGACCAGCGCAGACAUGUCUCCCAUGCACGGACCGUUCGUCCUUCUCUUUCUUCACGUGAGCCUCCUCAGCAGCAGCGCCUGGGCCAAGGUGUCGCUGAAUAUGAAUGAGAGUGCUGAAGUGUACCUGGGCGACUCGGCUGAGAUUCCCUGCCACUACAGCUUCACGGACACCGACAAUGAGCCCAGCUUUGUCAUGAUUCAGUGGUUUGUGAGAGGUGUUGGUAGCUCUCGUACGCGGAUCUACUACUUUGACAACAAGCAGAACAUGGCGGACAGCAACACCGACUACAGCGGGCGCAUCAACGUGACUAAAACCCAGCAGGGAACUCUGCUCACCAUCCAGGACGUCCAGCUCUCGGAUGAGAGGGAAUUCUUCUGCCAGGUUAAUGGACUCGCUGCCGGGAGCGCCGAGGGCAAGACCCACCUCAAAGUGUUUGCUCCUCCGGAGUCUCCAGUGAUCGAGGGUGUCCUUACUGGAAUAUCUGUGACCAAAGACGUGCCGUCCAAGGUGGCAUCGUGUGAGGCAAAGAACGGCUUCCCUAAACCCAACAUCACCUGGUACAAAAACGGCAUGCCACUGGAGUCUACGCCAGGACACGUAAACGUGCUGAUUCUGACCUGGGAGUCCAAGGGCCUUUACUCCGUCCAGAGCACACUGGAGUACAAGGUGACCAAGGAGGACAAGGACUCCCACUUUUCCUGUGAGGUCAGCUUCUUCGUCCCCGGAGCGAUCAGAACCGUCGAGUCGAGCAGCAUCAACAUUACUGUCCACUACCCCACCACCAUGGUGGAGCUGUGGAAGGAGUCGCCCCAGGGCCUGGUCAAAGAGGGGGAUACUGUGGAGCUGCGUUGCCAGGGCGAUGGCAACCCCCCGCCGUCCUUCAUUUUCAGUAGAGAACAAGACGUGGACAAGGACCUGGACAGCAGCGGGGACACGUUGAUCUUGUCACCAGUGUCUCGGAAAGAGAGCGGCAUCUACCAGUGUCGCACUCGGGGCUCUGACAGAAACACCGACGUCAAAGGAGAAAUGCAGCUCACUGUUCACUAUUUGGACCCAGCUGUGGUCGUGCCAAAAGAAUCAGAGUUUAUGCUCAGAGGAGAGGAUCUGACCGCAAGCUGCAACGCUCUGUCCUCCCUCAAAACAUCCACCGUCUGGUACAAGAAUGGGCAGCAGGUGGGGAAGGGCAACACGUUACACCUGCAGGACGCCACUUUUGAAACAACAGGAGAGUACACCUGUGAAGUGACCGUUCCCUCGCUGCCCGCGCUGCACACCAGCGGCUCCGUUCACAUCAUCGUUCAAGGUAGUCCACAACUGGUGGGUGGUGUGGACCAGGAGGUGCAGAUGGAGGAGGCAACAGGACGGAUGGUGAACCUGAGCUGUGAGGCUCGGGGUCAUCCACCACCCAGCAUCUCCUGGAGCAUCAUCGGCAGCCAGAACUGGUACGAGGUGGCGAGCAGAGCAAACGAGCACAUGACUCAGAGCGUGGUGUCGGUCAAAGUCACCUCGGACGUCAGCGCUCAGUGCAACGCGUCCAACGACAUGGGCACCGAGGUCAAGGCUUUCAGCAUCAAAGCCAUUCCCAGGGUCACCACAACUACUCCCUUCUCUCCUGCUGAAGGCAGUGGCGUGAUCAUCGUGGUGAUCAUACUGUGCCUGCUGCUGCUCGCCGUCCUCGGCAGCGUCCUCUACUUCCUCCACAAGAAGGGAAAGAUUCCCUGUGGACGCUCGGGGAAGCAGGAGAUUUCCAAAGAAAAGACGACCAAAGACGACAUCGUGGUAGAGAUGAAGGGCAGCACAAAGGCCGAGGACACUGUCCUCCUAAAGGCUGUCAACGGAGACCAAAAGGGCCCGAAUGACCAGUAAAGUCCCUGACUUCUCAGCGGUGGAAGAGUUCAGGACACGUUGAAAUGACAGUUGAGUGUGUGUUGGAGCGUUGACGGUUCCACUGAUCUGAGAUCGGCAGGACGACACCACAGACCUGGACAUUCUCCCGUCAUGUUUUGUUCAGUAUUCAGUAGAUUUACACACACACACACACACACACACACACACACACACACACACACAGGUGUGUAUUUCCCUUGAAUGAACGUUUGAUUCCUCAACAUUCUGUUUGUUUUUUCCAUUUGUUUCCUCAAAUAUGUUGGGCUGUUGUUCAGUGUGUUUGUGAUGACGCCUUUCACGCAUCAUCCACUUUUAUUGUUGUUGCUCUUCUUUUUUUUUUUUUAUGAAGUGUAUAUAUUAUAUAUAUAUUUUGUUAUUUAAGAUAUUUUGGCACUCAGAUUUUCAUUUUCAUGGUCGAGUCUGGGUCGCGUGCAUGUGGAUCCGCGUUCAUGAGACCAAAACUAAACCACGUGCUGCUCCUCGGCAGCUGCUCUUCACUGCGUGAUUCUGCUCUACUUUCGACGACGUUUGUAGAAAUUCAUGUUGAAAUUUAUCAGAAAAUUUAAAACAAAACCACCUAAAGUUUGAAAGUCACCGUCAUAAAAUCUCAAAACCAUCGAUCCGACGCGAUGGCAACCCUCUGCGAACUACUGUCAAGCCCUUGUACUGUUUGUAAAUACCUGUAGUGUACAGACGUGUUAGUGGAGACCUCUGACUGUUUCUGAAGUCAAGGAAGGUCAAAGUUUAGUGAUCUGCUGUGCCAGUUUUUGAGAACGCAUCAUACACUGAAAUGUUUUUGUUUUUGUUUCUUUGGUUUUUGCUCUGUGUGUUUUUCUUUGUGUUUCCACUGAGAGCUCGUGAGUCGGGCCUGGGGAAGAGUUUCAGUGUCGUGCAUGUUUGACAAGCUUCGUACUACAGAUAUUUGUCGAUGGCAAAGUGUCGGUGCAGUUAAUGAAUCAACAGGCAGCUGAAAGUUUUUAUAAUUCAUCACAAGGAAUAGUUAGUUUUCUAAAUUGUUGUUUUUCGACAGACUCUAACCUAAAACUGAUUGAUUUUGUUUUUAAUCUCACUCAAAUUUACAUUUAAUUUACAUUUAAAAUGAGACUUUUUUUAAAAACUUACCCAAGAGAUGGGUAGUAGUAGAUAAUACUACUUUUUGAGAAAAAAAAAACACAACCAACCUUUGCUGUGUCACCGUUCUCAUUUUCAUCCAAAUUUUUUAGAAACAAGAAGAAAUGGAUAUUUUAUUUCUGUGGUUUAAAAAGGCACAAACUGAUUCUAAGAUAAAUGAUCAUAUACGUUUAUCGUUCAUAAGCUGAGACAUGCAUUAACACUGUUCUGCUUCCUCGGGCCCAUGUUGUGAAUAAGAUGUACCGAAUGUUCACUGUGUAGGUCGUGAGAAGACGUUGACUUGUUAUUGUUUGUUGUUGUUGCUACUUUGCCCCGAUGACUUGCAGCAUUGUCAGAGUAGUGACACGUUUUCUCUGUUUUGUUUUAUCCACUCAGUCCAGACGUUAGAUGAUGUUAAAGUAGAAAUAUCCAGGUACAGAACGUCCUCAGGCCAUUAAUAAAUAAAAAUAAUACAGUCUGAUGCUGUGCUGCCAUUAUGGUUCAGAAAAUCUGCACAAAGCCGUAAGACGAGUCUUAUGGUCCUGGAUUUUUCACUAGUGGGAAAACAGCUUUGAAAGUGAACAUUGCCUGUCGCGUUCCUUUUUUUGUUUGGUUCUAAAUGUGUGUAAAUUAAGUACUGUACAUGUG